UUUCUCCCAUUCUGUAGGUUAUCUAUUUGGUCUGUUGAUUAUUUCCCGCAGAAAUAAUUUCCUUCUCUGAAGGAAAGAAGCUUUUUAGGUUAAUCAAAAACUAUUAGUUUUUGUUGUUUCUGUACAAUUACUUUUGAAAACUGGUACUGCGAUGAUGGGCAGCAAGAUGGCGUCUGCCAGCAGGGUCGUGCAGGUAGUCAAGCCGCACACUCCAUUAAUACGAUUUCCUGACAGAAGAGACAAUCCUAAACCCAAUGUAUCAGAAGCUUUGAGAUCAGCAGGACUACCGUCUCACUGUUCUGCAAUUUCCCAGCAUUAUGAGGGAAGUAAAUCACCAGAUUUGCUGAUGUAUCAGGGUCCACCAGAAACUGCAGAAAUAAUAAAAACAUUACCUCAGAAAUACAGAAGGAAACUUGUGUCUCAGGAAGAAAUUGAACAUAUCCAACGUGGAGGUCCAGAGUAAUCACUAUGGCUGCUGUUUGUCAUCAGACAAAAGAAUUACCUUUACAAUAAAUGACGUCCAAAAUGAAAAAGGAUAGAUGGGGCGGCGCCUGUGGCUCAGUUGGUAAGGCGCCGGCCCCAUAUACCGAGGGUGGUGAGUUCAAAC
This is a messenger RNA of Nycticebus coucang (slow loris), 607 nucleotides long. Its product is annotated as alpha-ketoglutarate dehydrogenase component 4-like. Gene Ontology annotation, biological process: 2-oxoglutarate metabolic process. The coding region runs from base 152 to 463 and encodes 103 amino acids. The transcript has 2 exons. Lineage: Eukaryota; Metazoa; Chordata; Mammalia; Primates; Lorisidae. The record is from RefSeq and is a predicted model, not a curated record.